Molecule: messenger RNA, 3415 nt
Organism: Coffea eugenioides
Lineage: Eukaryota; Viridiplantae; Streptophyta; Magnoliopsida; Gentianales; Rubiaceae
Product: pentatricopeptide repeat-containing protein At3g22150, chloroplastic-like
Exons: 4
Coding region: 56-1744 (562 amino acids)
Biological process (GO): RNA modification
Molecular function (GO): RNA binding; protein binding
Source: RefSeq, a predicted model, not a curated record
UAAAUUUGGGGAUGAGUAUGUUAAUGAUUUGUUUGUCGUGAGUUCAGCAAUAUAUAUGUAUGCUGAGCUCGGUUGCCUUGCUGAUGCUAGGAGGAUUUUUGACCAUUGCUUGGAGAGGAAUAUAGAGAUUUGGAACUCUCUCAUUGGUGGAUGUGUUCAGAAUAAUUGUGCCAUUGAAGCACUUCAUCUUUUUCUCGAAGCACUAGAGGCACAAGAUGAUGUUGGAGUUGAUGAUGUGACUUUUCUUUCAGCGUUAACUGCAACAUCACAAUUGCAGAGUCUAGGUUUUGCUCAGCAGCUACACGCAUCCUUGAUUAAGAAUUCAUUGGUAUCACAUGCUAUCCUUCAAAAUGCCAUUGUGUCCACGUAUUCGAAGUGCAAUAGCAUUAGUGAAUCAUUUCGAGUUUUUAAUGGAAUGCAAGAAAGAGAUAUUGUUUCUUGGAAUACAAUGGUUUCUGCACUAGUACAGAAUGGAAUGGAUGUUGAGGGAUUGAUGCUUGUGCACGAGAUGCAAUCUCAAAAAUUUAUGAUUGAUGGUGUAACUAUCGCUGCUGUACUUUCUGCAGCAUCAAAUUUAAGAAAUCUGGAUAUUGGAAAACAGACCCAUGCUUACUUGAUCAGGCAGAGAAUUCAAUUUGAAGGGAUGAAUACUUAUCUAAUAGAUAUGUAUGCUAAAUCUGGUAUGAUGAAAGCUGCACAAGCAGUGUUCAAUAUGAACUGCUCAAAGGAUAGAGACCCAGCCAUGUGGAAUGCUAUGAUUUCAGCAAAUACCCAUAAUGGGUUAAUUGAGAAAUCUUUUGCUGUCCUUAGGCAGAUGCUUGAGCUGGAUCUCACUCCAACUGCUGUCACAUUGGCAUCAAUUCUCCCUGCAUGCAGUCAGUCGGGAAGUUUAGCUCUGGGUAAGGCAAUUCAUGGUUUUGCUAUUCGCAACUUUCUGGAUGAUAAUGUCUUUGUGGGCUCUGCCCUGGUGGACAUGUACUCAAAAUCAGGUGCAAUCCACUAUGCAGAAAGUGUUUUUGAAAAGUCACCCAAUAAAAAUUCUAUUACUUAUACUAACAUGAUAGUGGGUUAUGGCCAACAUGGGAUGGGUGACAAAGCUAUCUUGCUUUUUAAUGCCUGGAGGGGAAGUGGAUUCCAACCUGACGGAGUUCCCUUCCUAGCAGCCUUGUCUGCAUGCAGUUAUUCAGGAUUGAUUACUGAAGGUCUUCAAAUUUUUGAGUCAAUGAGAGAUCAUGAGGUGCAGCCCUCUCUGGAGCACUAUGCUUGUGUGGUGGACAUGUUAGGACGAGUUGGUAGAGUGGUUGAAGCAUACAUGUUUGCUGAUGAAAUAGAUGAGGAGUGUAAUGUUCUGGGAAUCUGGGGUUCACUUCUUGCUGCUUGUCGAAUACAUAAAAAUUUUGAAUUGGGAAAAGUUGUUGCUGACAAGUUGCUUGCCUUGGCCGGAGGAGAUAAGACGACAGGUUACCAUGUGCUACUUUCAAAUAUUUAUGCAGCCGAAGGAAACUGGGAAUAUGUAAAUAGGGUGAGAAGAGGAAUGAGGGAAAAAGGUCUGACAAAAGAGGUAGGGUGCAGUUGGAUUAACAUUUCUGGUGUAGCACACUGUUUUGCAUCUAAAGAUGAAGCCCAUCCUGUCUGCUGUGAGAUAUAUGAAAUGUUGGGGUAUUUGAGCACCAAUAUGAAGGAUGCUGGUUAUAGUGCUUCUUUGAGAUGGCAAGAAGUUUGGAUCUCAGAAUUUGGGGAGUGAAUAUUUAUACUGUAUUCAAUGCAACAGGAUCCCAUAAUUGGAAGAAAAUUCAUGUGAUUAUGCAGUCACCUGUUUGGGUUGGGCAGCAUAAGGUAUUGCCAAAUAAGGUUUUUCAGAAUUUGUGGUUUUCUCUGCAGAAAGGUAUGCUGAUACUUUUUUGACAUUUAUUAACAUCAAUCAGAUAGACAAAGAGACUCGGAACGUAUUGGCUACAUUUUAGUCGUCCUCCAUUUGCACGUGAUUCUCACGUGUUUGUUGGUUAACAAUUAACAAUUGGACGAAAGAGUUCUGAGGGCGAUUUUUUAAUGCGGGGCUCGAUGGACAUUGGCAGCUUACCCACUUUGCCAGGCAACUUCGCACGUUUCUACCCACUCCCUCAGUGCUUUUCCUUUCUUCAUUUUUUCAUUCAUCUCCCUCUCCUCUUCAUCCUUCUUCUUCCUCUUUUAUUUUGUUUUCUUAAUUUUUUUGGUCAAAAUUGCCUUCUUUCGUUUACCCUUUCUGCUGUAUGUAGAAGUAUGUGAUAAACGAGGACAAAGCUGAGAUUCUUCUAAGCUUUUAGGUGGUAUUCUUCUCUCUCCUCCAAACCCCAAAGUUCCGCCAUCUGUUUCUUGCUUGGUAUCAGGAACAAUGGUUCAAUGUAUAUCAAAAGUAGACCUUGUUCUACCCGCUCCCUCUCUUUGGCUUGUCUCUUGGAUAUCUCCUUCGUUGUCGACCACGUGUUCUUGAUUUCCCAAGGGAAGAGAGUCAAAUACAAAUUUCUAGAUCUCCUGCCAAUCAAAUGUGCAAAUGGUCCCUUCCUGAAUAGAAGUGCCAAAUUAUUGAACAACUUGAGCAAAGGAUUGUAAUGAUGGAAACUUCAUUAAGCAGGUUUGGAAUGAUCUUGGAUUCUGUUCAGAGUGACAUCAACCAAGUCGAUAAAGAAACAAAAGAAUUAGUGUUUGAGGAUAAGUAUUCAAUUCUACUACUACCCUUUUGUUUUUCUGUAUUUUGUGCGGACCAGAUCCAUCGAGCUUUGCAUGUCCGUUAACUUUCAUUUUUUAUGACUUUUAUUACCUGUUGAUGACUAUAAACAUUCAGAAGCCCAAACUUCUUCACUCUUCAGGCACUUAAUUCAAUCAAUUACCGGAAAAAAAGGAACACUACAGAAUUUUCUUGAAGGUAGUAAAGAGUUCAGAGCUUCAUAGUCACACUGUAUCAGAUGAAUUUCAAGUCUUGGGCUCUUUAAUUUGCUCAAGGACAGUUUGCCUAACGCAGAUUUUUUUCCCCUGCAGUUGGGUCCUUUUUUUACCAUAGAAGUUUUGUCUCCUAUUUCACCAACUAGCUACUACCAUUGGAAGUCCUCCUGUGAUCGCUGUGCACUGAACUUGUAGGAUAUUCAUGGUUUCUGAAUACUCUUUAUGUGAUAUCCAUGAUGCUGUUGUACGAGGAUGUGCAUUUAUACUACGUUGGGACAUCGUCUGCCAUGCAAAUGAAUGUUCUUUUGUGAGCCAUCCUUUACCAUCCAACAGGAAGAGUUUACAAGUAAUAGAUAGCUAAUGAUUUACGAGUAGCAGAAAUUUGAAGUAAACAUGAUGAAUGCUUGAUGGUCGUUUGUGUGGAACUAAAUGCAUUAUCACUCUCAGUUUUUGUUGAAAAAAAAAUUUAUUUUAUUUUUUUGUAUAAAUGGAUCAA